Paramecium sonneborni is the source of this 870-nucleotide messenger RNA. The record is from the annotation of a GenBank genome assembly. NCBI's taxonomy places the organism in Eukaryota, Ciliophora, Oligohymenophorea, Peniculida, Parameciidae.
AUGAAAGAAAACAUUUACAAUCAUAUAUUUGACCCACUACAUAUACUUAAACUGUAAGAAAACUUUAUAAGGAAAUAGAAUCAAAACACAAAUGAAAAGAUUUUGUAGAAAAUUGAAAAUAAAAAAUAGUAAUCUCUAAUAUAAUAAAUAAAAUAAGAAUAAAUAGUUUAGGAAGUUUAAAAGCAAUAGACUAAUGAUAUUUCAUUUAUAGACUAAGAUUAGAAUUAAAAUAGGAUUAAUAAUUGCCUUGAAAAUUUUAUUGAAUCCUUAUAAUUUGAUUUAAAGUAAAUUGGUAAAAUUUAACUAUCAUUAAUUGUAUCAAUUUUGGUUAAAACAUAUUGCACAAUUAGUGAUCUUUUAGAAAUGAAGUUCUCCUAAAUCUAGGAUAAAAAUAAUUUUUAUUAUCUAAAAAUUAAAAAUUCUUGGAAAAAAAGUGUCUUAAUUUUAAAAUCAGGAUUUCCUGACUAUUUAUAAGAUCUAAUAAGAAAGAAUGCAGGAUCUAAUAAGCCUUUGAUGAAAUUAUUAGGAUAGAACAAAAGAUAAUAUUUAAGUAAAUAAUUAUGGAUUGGAUGCUAAUAAAUAUCUAUUCAAACCAAAGAUGUAGAAUAUAUGAAUUUUCUGUAAGGCUUAAAUUUAAAAAAUCUAAAAAGACUUGCAAUCGAAAGAUUAAUCAAAAGAAAUCCAACCUAUAUUAAUAUAUAAUCAACAUCAGGAGAUAAAAACUAACAAACAUAAAGUAAAAUUAAAGUUUAAGAGAUUUAAACGAUUGAACAAACAAUGAAUUUAGAAAAAAAGCAAGUUAUCAAAAUUAAAAUAAUAAAGGAAAAAUAAAAUAAAUUUUUAAAUGAAAAAUAAGAAAUAGUAUAAUGA